CAGCCUGUAGCUCGGCGAGGCUCAGCGUGACGGCGGCCGAGCGGACGGAGUCGGAAGCCUCCCUGCGACCCUCGGGAGCCCGCGGCAGCCGAGCGGCGGCCCGGUCAGCUGAGGCGGCGGCCUCGGGCAAGCGAUUUUUUUCCCCAGAGUUGUUUAUAUAGAGCAUCCUGGAGUCCACAAUGAACGGGCAGUUGGACCUAAGUGGGAAGCUGAUUAUCAAAGCUCAACUUGGGGAAGAUAUCCGACGAAUUCCCAUUCAUAAUGAAGACAUUACUUAUGAUGAAUUAGUGCUAAUGAUGCAGCGAGUAUUCAGAGGAAAACUUCUGAGUAAUGAUGAAGUUACAAUAAAGUAUAAGGAUGAAGAUGGAGAUCUCAUAACAAUUUUUGAUAGUUCUGACCUUUCCUUUGCAAUUCAGUGUAGUAGAAUACUGAAACUGACAUUAUUUGUUAAUGGCCAGCCAAGACCCCUUGAAUCAAGUCAGGUGAAGUAUCUUCGUCGAGAACUGAUAGAACUUCGAAAUAAAGUGAAUCGCUUAUUGGACAGCUUAGAGCCACCUGGAGAACCAGGACCUUCCACCAGUAUUCCUGAAAAUGAUACCGUGGAUGGUAGGGAAGAAAAGCCUGCUGCUUCUGACUCAUCUGGGAAACAGUCUACUCAGGUUAUGGCAGCAAGUAUGUCAGCUUUUGAUCCUCUGAAAAACCAAGACGAGAUCAACAAAAAUGUCAUGUCAGCAUUUGGGUUAACAGAGGACCAAGUUUCAGGACCACCUAGUGCUCCUACAGAAGACCGCUCCGGAACUCCUGACAGCAUUGCUUCCUCCUCCUCCGCAGCACACCCAGCAGCAGUUCAGCCACAGCAGCCUCCCUACACAGGAGCUCAGACCCAAGCAGGUCAGCUGGAAGGCCAGAUGUACCAACAGUACCAGCAGCAGGCUGGCUACAGUGCGCAGCAGCCUCAGGCCCCUCCUCAGCAGUACGGUAUUCAGUAUUCAGCUAGUUACAGCCAGCAGACUGGACCCCAACAACCUCAGCAGUUCCAGGGAUAUGGCCAACAACCAACUUCGCAGGCACCGGCUCCUGCCUUUUCUGGCCAGCCACAACAACUGCCUGCUCAACCACCACAGCAGUACCAGACGAGCACUUACCCUCCACAAACUUAUACCACCCAAACAUCUCAACCUGCUAAUUACACUGUUCCCCCUGGCUCUCAGCCUGGAAUGGCUCCAAGCCAACCUGGUGCUUACCAACCAAGACCAGGUUUUACGCCAUCUCCUGCAAGUACCAUGGCCCCUCCUUCCAGUGGGGCUAACCCUUAUGCUCGUAACCGUCCUCCUUUUGGUCAGGGCUAUACCCAACCUGGACCUGGUUAUCGAUAAGGAAGUUCAGCCACACAAAUGAUGGCUGAUUGCCUCCCAAAAGACUAUACAAUACUACUUUGUUUCAAUUUGUAUUGUAUUGAAGUUUAAAAAUUUAAAAAGCAGAGCAUUUUUUUAUGAUAUUAUUGUUGCUGUUAAUUGAAAAUAUAAUUUACCAGAAUACAAACACAAAAAGACCAAAAUGAAUAUUGUUUCCUCCCCUGCUUAAAAUUGUAGCCGCUUCCUAAUUAUUUUGGAACACUACAUGUGUGUAAAAUGAUUGGCUUUCUAGUUUUCCAGAGACUGUUAAAAAGCUAGGCUAAGGUAUAGCCAUCACACUUGGCUAUUUACUAUUAACAUGAUGUACUAAAAAUAGAGCCCUUUGAGAAGAUGACUAGACAUUAUGUAUAAAAUGUAACAUUGAUAGGCUAAUAAAGGUGAUUGAAUCCAA
Molecule: messenger RNA, 1806 nt
Organism: Mastomys coucha (southern multimammate mouse)
Lineage: Eukaryota; Metazoa; Chordata; Mammalia; Rodentia; Muridae
Gene: Tfg
Product: trafficking from ER to golgi regulator
Exons: 8
Coding region: 180-1376 (398 amino acids)
Biological process (GO): COPII vesicle coat assembly; endoplasmic reticulum to Golgi vesicle-mediated transport
Cellular component (GO): endoplasmic reticulum exit site
Molecular function (GO): identical protein binding
Source: RefSeq, a predicted model, not a curated record